Episyrphus balteatus (marmalade hoverfly) is the source of this 2043-nucleotide messenger RNA. Its product is annotated as serine protease 3-like. Gene Ontology annotation, molecular function: serine-type endopeptidase activity. Gene Ontology annotation, biological process: proteolysis. The record is from RefSeq and is a predicted model, not a curated record. The coding region runs from base 1205 to 2002 and encodes 265 amino acids. NCBI's taxonomy places the organism in Eukaryota, Metazoa, Arthropoda, Insecta, Diptera, Syrphidae. The transcript is spliced from 3 exons.
AUCUGCAAAGUUGAUACCCUUUAGCGAUGAUUGAAGAAAACGCUUACUUUGGUAUGCAGUUAAAAAGAAUAGAAUUUUUUCUAAAAAUCAAGACAUUAAUAAAAUUUCUAUCAUAAGUACUAACGGAGAUAUUAACAUUAACAUGAGUAAAGGCAAAUCAAUGUAAGCAUUUUCUUUAAUCAUCGCUAACGGGUAUCAACUUUGCAGAUAGAGAGUUACUGUAGAACAAUUUUUUCCUAAGAAUAUACCCCAGAAUUAUCCCUCAAAAUGUUUUUAUUUCGUUCUGGGAAACCCUAUAUAAACUGCCAAAAUUGCUCCCUCACUCAAACAUUCAUUAUUUCUGAUAAGUUCGCGCUUCGAUAAGACAAAGUAUUCGGUCGAUUAGAGUUAGACCAAACGACAGCCCGUGUCUGUCUGGUAACAAGACUAAUUUUUUGACAGACAAAUAACAAAUGGUAACGGAGUUAUGAAUACCAGAGUAAUGCUCGUCAAAGUAACCCAAAACCGAAGUUACGAAAAACCGAAGUUAUGAAAGACCGAAGUUAAGGAGAACAUAUUCUCUUUUUUGGUUGGUUUCUAGAAAAUUUUUUUUAUUUUGUCGUUUUUAAAGAAAGUCCUUUUGAUCAGCCGAUUCUGUGUCCUACUAUGGACAUACCUGAUUAGAAAAAAUAAAGGAAUGACCAAACUGGAAAGGUAUGCGAUAGCAAAACGGCUAAUGUUAUGAAAAAAGUUUGACUUAUGUAUGAACGUUUGGAAUUUUUUUAAUACAAUUACUCGUAUCGCUAUUAAAAUUACUCGUGUCGCUACCGCAUACCUUUCCGGUGUGGUCAAAGAUUUUUGUGUUGCUUAUCACCGGUGUUGUGAUUUUUAUUUCUGGUUUUAUCUGCGAUACUGUUUAAAGAUUUCAAUUAAAAGAUUUCUCAGAAUUUUUCAACAGCAAACGUAUGUACAUAAUUAAAUAGAUGAAGAUAAAAUCCAAAGUUUAACUUCAACGAAAACUUAUUUCUCAUAAUUUAUUAUAAACGAAUUUAUCAAGCAAAAUCGAAAAAUAAGGACUACCACAUCCAUUGAUUUAAAUCGUCUUGUCUAAUCACACACAUUUAAUUUGUCAUCAGAAAGGCUAUCGUUGUUUGUUUUUAGUAUAAAAACCUGGAAUUUAGGCUCAGAAGUCAUCAGUUUCACGGUAGUAGAGUUGAAUAAAACAAUGAAAGGUUUAAUUUUUGUAUUGCUUUUGGGGGCUGUCUUAACAUCGGCCCUUAACGUGGGACGUAGCCCAAGUCCUCGGAUUACUAAUGGUUUGACAGCCAAAGCUGGACAAUUCAACUACCAAGUUGGUUUGUACAUUUGGAUGAGCGGUAACAAAAUCCAAUUUUGUGGAGGUUCAUUGAUUUCUCCCGAAUGGAUCGUAACUGCUGCUCACUGUACUUACGAAGCUAGGUCUGUUACUGCCUAUCUAGGAAGCAACACAUAUUUAGAUGGUAAGAAAUUUGAGGUUCUGGAAACAAUCAACCACAGCGAUUGGAAUGCAACCGGAUUAAUUGAAAACGACAUAUCUCUCGUGCGCAUUGCUCCCAUCACUCUUGGACCACUAAUUGGAGUCGUCAAUUUGCCUGCUCUAUCCAGCUCUGAUGAUUAUGAAAGCUAUUUGAACGAAAAAGUCAUUGCUUCCGGCUGGGAAAUGGAAUUGAUUUUAUUCCUUGAAGAUGAAGAUAUAGGGAUUUCCUCAGACCUUCAGUACGCUCCGUUAAGAGUAAUAUCAAACUCUGAGUGUAUGUUGGUUCACAAAAAAACUACCAAACCAACGACAAUUUGCGCUCAAGGACAAAAGGCAACAUCAACAUGCCAAGGAGAUUCUGGUGGUCCACUUGUCACUGAAUCAUCAAAAACGCUUAUUGGUGUUACAUCAUUUGUAUCAGAUGAUGGUUGCACUUCAGGUAAUCCAGAUGGUUUUACUCGUGUCACCAAGUACAGAUUAUGGAUCUUAGAGCAUACUGGAGUCUAAAUUUGAUGAAAAACAUGGAAUUUUGUUUCAAUUCAAUUUGA